GUCAAAAAAUUCAACACACCAGCAGUGUGAGGAGACCUGAAAGUGGCACAUGGCAGAGUGUGGCGAUGGAGACAGCAGCAAUGGGAGGCCGUACAGGGACCCAUGACAGACUCUGGACCUGGCAGCAGCAUGAGGAGGCGGUAUAUAGGGGCCCAUGGCAGAUUAGGGGCCUGGCAGCAGCUAUGGGAGGCCCGUAAUCUGCCAGCACCCUAUGUCAAAAAAUUGAACACACCAGCAGUGUGUGAGGAGACCUGAAAGUGGCACAUGGCAGAGUGUGGCGAUGGAGACAGCAGCAAUGGAGGCCGUACAGGGACCCAUGACAGACUCUGGACUUGGCAGCAGCAUGA
Molecule: messenger RNA, 347 nt
Organism: Staurois parvus
Lineage: Eukaryota; Metazoa; Chordata; Amphibia; Anura; Ranidae
Source: the annotation of a GenBank genome assembly